Messenger RNA from Eremomyces bilateralis CBS 781.70, 738 nucleotides. RefSeq lists its product as uncharacterized. The coding region runs from base 1 to 738 and encodes 245 amino acids. The record is from RefSeq and is a predicted model, not a curated record. The transcript is spliced from 3 exons. Lineage: Eukaryota; Fungi; Ascomycota; Dothideomycetes; Eremomycetales; Eremomycetaceae.
AUGUCGCCGAUUCAAGUUUCCGAGUCGCUCUCUCAAGCUCUGACCGUUCUUCUUAUGGAGGUAGUUAAGAGAAAGGAGGAACUCCAAGGUAUGAAGCCGCGAAAUGAUCCCCUCAAGCAGACCCUCAGUACCACCCAGGAGGUGUGCGUCGAGCUUCUUGCGGACAGCACUCAUCUCGGUAAUGAGUAUAUCACUGCUCUACAGCAGAUCAAGGAUCUUGAAUCCGCGUCUGGUUCUGACAGCCACCCCGACAGCGUUGAUCACCUCUCGAUUGAAUCCGCCGAGUCGGCCAUCUUUGAGCGACGGGAGUGGCUAGACCAGUACCACCUUUCCUCUCCGCAGACGUGUAGGCGCCCUCACCUUGCCGAAGAGCUGUUCUCCAACCGUGAGAGUCAGAAAGCCCUUAUCGAGGUUGGAAAGGCCCUGAAAAGCAAGGACCUCGACGUGUGUGAUCGGGUCGAUGCGAAGAUCCUUAUCGCAUGUAUCCAGCGCUCUGCCAAUGACCAAACCCGGGUCAUCGCAACGCUCAACGAGGCCCACGAUAUCAUUGACCGGCAUCCGGAAUUCUAUCAGGAGGCUAUGGGCUACCUUGUGCCUGUGACCGAAGCGAAAGGAUACGAGAAGGCAGUCGAUAUACAGAUGCAACUUGUUGGAGUGGCUAUUGCAGCGGAAAACGAAUCGGCAGUGGGAGUAGAAACCGAAGGAUCCCAUUCCAUGUCUACCGGCUGGUCUCAUUAG